Molecule: messenger RNA, 4444 nt
Organism: Eublepharis macularius
Lineage: Eukaryota; Metazoa; Chordata; Lepidosauria; Squamata; Eublepharidae
Gene: HOMER1
Product: homer scaffold protein 1
Exons: 9
Coding region: 426-1493 (355 amino acids)
Biological process (GO): regulation of store-operated calcium entry; G protein-coupled glutamate receptor signaling pathway
Cellular component (GO): postsynaptic density; cytoplasm; dendrite
Molecular function (GO): G protein-coupled glutamate receptor binding
Source: RefSeq, a predicted model, not a curated record
ACUGCUUCUACCUCCUCCUUGUCCGCCUCCUGGCAAGGGGCUGAAGCUGCCCUGGCCCCCUUGGUGCAGGGGGUGCGGAGAAGAAGACGGGCUCUGGGAGGCUAUGGGGGACGUUCCCUUCGGGUUGGCUGCCUAGGCGAGACCUCCCUUUCUCCUCAAAAGGGUUGUGAUUUCCAGCCCCUUUCUGGCUACGCUCCCACAUGCCUGUAGAUUUCUAGCGAUUAAAAUCCUGCCGAGAGACGCCGAGGGCCACCUGGAUUUCGUGGGGACACCUAGGAUCUACAACGGGGGGAAGUAGAAAGCCCAGACGAGUAAAAAGGAGUGUCAGCGUUGCUGAACCGACAGGGCUACGCUUGCGAAGAAAAUCCUUUUUAGGAAUUGGUCUGCUUUAAACAACUUGCAUUUGCACGUCUCCAUUGGUCAUCAUGGGGGAGCAACCCAUCUACAGCACCCGAGCUCAUGUCUUCCAGAUUGAUCCUAACACAAAGAAGAACUGGGUUCCCACCAGCAAGCAUGCUGUUACUGUAUCCUACUUCUAUGACAGCACAAGAAAUGUCUAUAGGAUAAUUAGCUUGGAUGGCUCAAAGGCAAUAAUAAAUAGUACCAUCACGCCCAACAUGACAUUCACAAAAACAUCACAGAAGUUUGGCCAGUGGGCAGAUAGCAGAGCAAAUACUGUGUAUGGCUUGGGAUUUUCCUCUGAACAUCAUCUUUCAAAAUUUGCAGAAAAAUUUCAGGAAUUUAAAGAAGCUGCAAGACUAGCUAAGGAAAAAUCCCAAGAAAAGAUGGAAUUAACAAGUACACCCUCACAGGAAUCUGCAGGAGGUGAUAUUCAGUCCCCUCUUACGCCUGAGAGCAUUAAUGGGACAGAUGAUGAAAGAACAACUCCAGAAGUGACCCAAAACUCAGAACCAAGGGCUGAACCCACCCAGAAUGCUUUGCCAUUUGCUCAUAGUUCAGCAAUCAGCAAGCACUGGGAGGCAGAACUCGCUACACUCAAGGGUAAUAAUGCCAAGCUUACAGCAGCUCUGCUCGAGUCCACUGCCAAUGUGAAACAAUGGAAACAACAGCUUGCGGCAUAUCAGGAGGAAGCAGAACGUCUACAUAAGCGGGUGACUGAGCUGGAGUGUGUUAGUAGUCAAGCAAAUGCAGUCCACACUCAUAAAACAGAAUUAAACCAGACAAUACAAGAAUUAGAAGCAACACUGAAGAAAAAGGAGGAGGAAAUAGAAAAAUUGAGACAAGAAAUUGAUAAUGCCCGAGAGCUUCAGGCACAGAGGGACUCUUUAACUCAGAAGUUACAAGAAGUGGAAAUUCGAAACAAAGACCUAGAAGGACAGCUCUCUGAUCUCGAACAACGUCUGGAGAAAAGUCAGAAUGAACAAGAAGCUUUUCGCAAUAACUUGAAAACACUUUUAGAAAUUCUUGAUGGCAAAAUCUUUGAACUAACAGAACUGCGAGAUAACCUAGCCAAGCUAAUAGAAUGCAGCUAAAGCAAAUCGAAUCUCAGUGCCAAACAUCUUAAAGAUGCACUGUCUCUCUUUGUAGGACUUUGUUGGGCUCUGCAUCAAAGUUGCACAAAAUUAGGAAAAAAAAUGCUCCCCCAGGAGGGCCUAUUUUAAAAUUUUCAGCAGCAUAUUUCAGUGUAAAAUUUUAGAAUACAGCUUGUAGCUAGAUGAAAAAAAUAAAAUAACUUGAAUUACAAAUUACCUCCUUGUAUAUAAUUGGCCAUAGAUAACUCGAAAGAUAUUAACAGUAAUUGAAUGCAAUCCUUUUCUAAUUAUUAACCAGUGAAAGAAUGGGAAGUGCCCCAGAUGACAUCCCUUUUAGUGUUAGACACAAUGUAGAUCUGCUUUUUUCUUCUUUCCUUUUCCUUAAAGUACCUAAUUGCUGUGUUUUGUGCAAGAACUUUGUGAUGACAGCCCUUGUCUUUUGUUAUAAUAUUAAUAAUUUCUCAGGAUAUUUUGCACUGUUGCAAAACAGUGCAUUACCAAUUAAUUCUUGCCAGGAGUGAGAGAGAGUUGCAUCUUUAAUUCAAACCUAAUGAAUAACUGCUUGUAUAGAGUUCUUCCCUUUUUUAUACUGGAAGAUACUGUAUUUAUUUAUGACGUUCACUCUGGUGUUCUAUAAUAUUGUCCAGUGUAUGGUUUACUUUCCUCUGUUUUAAGUCCAUGUAUGUAGUUCUGUAUCCCAUUUUGUCAUACAUUUUGAAGCCAAUCAAUGAAGACAGGUGAGUCCAUGUAUUUUAAAAUUUGCUAUAUACAGAUAAGGAUCAAACUAGUCUUAUUAAAUAUCAUAUAGGCUAAACUUUUAUUGUUACUUUAAAUUUUUUUACUAUUUUCUUUAGCAGAAAAUCUCAUUGAUAAUUAUCAAUGCAGCUUACUAUAAUGGCUACAUAGUAUUGCCAGGACAUUUCCUUUAGCUUGAUCUUGCUCAACUUAAGAUAAUUUUUUAAAAUUCUGUAAUAAUCAUAAGAAAUUGAAAUAGAGAUUUUGUUUUCUUUGUUGGAUCUUCACACUUCAUCUUUAUCAAAACCACACCAGGCAAUAUUCUGAACUUCAAAACAGGAUUUGAAUUCAGUUAUCCUCAGUGAACAGGUUUUUAAGUUGUUUUGAUGUAAUUUACAAAGACUUUUGCCAAACAUGUAUUUCUUUAUAUACUAUUUUUAUUUUAAGGUAAAAAAAUUGAAAGGUAAGCCAAGUGUCACAUGUCUGCUAACUGAAUGGGAACUGCAUUAUGGGACAGUCUUGAUGUAAAUGGUCUAAUAUUGGAGAGGAUUUUUUUAAAAUGAAUGAAAAGGAAUCAGACACAAUGAUGCACUGACCUUUUCUUUAUAUCCAAUUAAUUUGAAUGACAAAUACAAAAUCCAGCUUAAAUAUUUAAAUCUGUAUAAUAGGCAAUUUUUUCCAUUUACGAACUGCUAUUCCAAACUAGGUAAUAUAAAUUGGGUUUUUAUGUGUGUACUGUAUGUAUAUACUGUAUAAUACAUGCAUUCUGAUUUGUAUUCAAAGGAGGAAGAACACAUACUUUAAUUUACAAAAUGCCAUGUUCUUUAACCAUAAUGUAUCAGGUUUUUUUCCCUGACAUGUCAGGAUUUCUUUUUAGCUAAGCAUUAAAUUACAUGUAUUAUACUGUAUAUACUGUACACACUAUUUAAGUUUCAUCCAUAUUUUAGGAUAUUUUAUUACAUAUUUUAUUUACUAUGGGGAAAAUAUUUGUUCAUUGCAUUCAUAGUUAAAAGCUUUCUAUGGUGAUUUUUUUAAAUUAAUAGCUAGAUGUUGACGAUGUGUAUCUUUAUCAGGUCUAGGACAGUAGUGAUUACCUGAUUUUAAUUGACCUGGAGAAGUUUGUACCUGAUUCUCUUGCUAUAUGAGUGUCAAUUGGGAACAUCUUUGGCAAAGUAUAAAAUUGGUGUAAUUAUAGGAGAAAUCAAGUAUGUUCAUGAUGGGUGUUCUUAAUUAUAACAAGUUGGAACAGAAAUUUGAUGGCAAAAAAUGUAACAUUAUUUUUAAUGAGAUCAAAAUUUUUAAUACAGUGACAUUUACAUGUGGGAAAAUAGUUUACAAAAUAUUUCCACUUAAAUGCUGUGUAUAUGUGUGGUACAAGAAUAUUUCUUUGUAUGCGUACACACACACAUGUAUAUACAGUACAUGAGAAAAUUUAAUUGUGCACAUUUUUAAUAUUUUCCUAUUGAAAUUAAAUUUAAAAAUUGGAAAUCAAUAUUUGAGAAUUUCUUUUCUCAUGUAUAUUAAGAUGCUUGACUUUGGGUUCUUUUGUUUGUAAAAAUAAAACCUAUGAGGGCUGCACUGUUGAAUUCCCCAAAAGUCAUCUAAUUUGUAUAUGGGAGAAGGUGGAUUUAAGUGCACAUAUAAAUAAAAUCCUAUUGUUAAGAAUAUUUUAACAUUAAUUUACAGUAAGUGAGUGUUCAGAAAUUGUACUAUAGAUAUUAUACUCAAAAGUUCUUAAUUUGGUGAUCGUGCCUACUUUAGCCUCUGCCCUUCUGUAUUAUUAAGAUAACAGUUGGCAUACUGGAAAAAGUAAUUUUCCCAAGGAGAGGUACUGCAUAUUGUAUCUAUCGUAAGAGAAACUGUGGGGAAUAUAUAUGCCAGAGAACAAUGUUGGGUACUGUAUACAACAAAAAACAAACAAGAACUUACACAGGAGAACAAUCACAUUGUGUAUAACUUGUUAUAUGACAGCUAUGAAAUCUUGUUAAAAAAUUCUUUUAAAACCCAACAAAAAUACAAUUUUUAUUUUGAAAUACAUAUGCUGUUCUGGAGAAUGUACUUUACUCAAAAAAAAUUCUUCUUUAACUCUUUUUAAUAUUACAAACUGUUCAAUGGAUGGCAGCAUUUACCUUAAUUCUUCAGGUGCUACUGGAUUUUGAAUCAGAGUGUCAUGUUGUGAAUUCUGACUUUGACAUAAAAAAGGUUUUAUAAGUAUA